Molecule: messenger RNA, 975 nt
Organism: Microplitis mediator
Lineage: Eukaryota; Metazoa; Arthropoda; Insecta; Hymenoptera; Braconidae
Exons: 1
Coding region: 1-975 (324 amino acids)
Source: RefSeq, a predicted model, not a curated record
AUGAAACUGCACCCUUCCAUCACUAAGUGCAGGAUAACGUACCCCAGCGAUACAGCUUAUACGAAUUGGUGUAUCGCUCUUAUAUUGCUGCCAAGGGCAAACUCAUCGCUCAUCAACUCAAUACCAGUUCCAGCUGCUGCUCCAGCUGUAGUGCACUCAACCCGGGCUUCAACUCAUCUGCCAGCACUCGCAAUUCCCAAGUUCGAUAGGCGUUACGAGAACUGGCCUGAAUUUAGGGACUCAUUUACCUCCAUGGUGAUCAAUGUUGCAGAACUUGCUCCAGUUCAGCGUCUUCAGUAUUUGAAGAGCUGUUUUCAAGAACCAGCCGCACUCAGCCUCGCCAGUGUACAAAUGUGCGAUGAGCAAUUUGUAUCUGCUUGGACCCAGCUAAAGGAGAGGUACAACAAUCCUCGUCUGCUCAUCGGUUCUCAAUUGAACAAGCUCUUAAAUAUGCGUGUGCUCACAUUACGUUCAUCUGAGCAGCUCAAUUAUCUCCUGAACACCGUGUCGGAGGUAAUCAACGCACUCAAAGCACUAGGUGUACAAUUGAACUCAGAUAUGAAUCCACUGCUUAUGCAGUUGAUCAUAUCCAAGCUGGAUUCUCAUAACAGGGAGCUCUGGAAGAACAAAAUGAGUGCUUCCACUGAAUACCCAACACUCAAAGCACUCAAUGACUUCUUGGUCAGUCGGGCUCAAGAACGAGUAGAACAGACGUUCUCGUCGAAACCACCACGCUCAUCCGGUAACCCAGCUUCAUACGCUGCUGCUGCUGUUCCUCACUCGUCACCCAGUACUCAAACUCUAGCCACGCACUCAUCUGCUGCGAGUUCAAAGCCUCCGAAGAAGGUAUCCCCUCCUGCACAAUAUCCCUGUGAUUUGUGCAAAGGAGAUCACGUUAUUGUGAGAUGCACUCAAUUCUUGGGACUCAAUAAUGCUAAACGCACUCAAAUCGUUGUUGACAAGCGGCUUUGCUAG